Molecule: messenger RNA, 732 nt
Organism: Closterium sp. NIES-65
Lineage: Eukaryota; Viridiplantae; Streptophyta; Zygnematophyceae; Desmidiales; Closteriaceae
Source: the annotation of a GenBank genome assembly
AUGCACCGCCGCUCCUGGACUCGGUACGGCUGCCUGCCUGUGCUGCCUGUUGCUGCCUGUUGCUGCCCGUGCCUGUGCUGCCCGUUGCCGCCCGUUGCCGCCCGUUGCUGCCCGUGCCUGUGCUGCCCGUUGCCGCCCGUUGUUGCCCGUGCUUGUGCUGCCUGUUGCCGCCCGUUGCUGCCCGAGCCUGUGCUGCCUGUUGCUGCCCGUGCCUGUGCUGCCCGUUGCCGCCCGUUGCUGCCUGUGCCUGUGCUGCCCGUUGCCGCCCGUUGCUGCGCGUGCCUGUGCUGCCCGUUGCCGCCCAUUGCUUCCCGUGCCUGUGCUGCGUGUUGCCGCCCGUUGCUGCCCGUGCCUGUGCUGCCUGUUGCUGCCCGUGCCUGUGCUGCCUGUUGCCGCCCGUUGCUGCCUGUGCCUGUGCUGCCCGUUGCUGCCUGUUGCUGCCCGUGCCUGUGCUGCCCGUUGCCGCCUGUUGCUGCCCGUGCCUGUGCUGCCUGUUGCCGCUCGUUGCUGCCCAAGCCUGUGCUGCCUGUUGCUGCCCGUGCCUGUGCUGCCCGUUGCCGCCCGUUGCUGCCCAUGCCUGUGCUGCAUGUUGCCGCCCGUUGCUGCCCGAGCCUGUGCUGCCUGUUGCUGCCCGUUGCUGCCCGUGCCUGUGCUGCCCGUUGCCGCCCAUUGCUGCCCAUGCCUGUGCUGCCCGUUGCCGCUCUGCUGCUGUCCGCGCCCUUCUGCCGCUAG